Molecule: messenger RNA, 1055 nt
Organism: Myxozyma melibiosi
Lineage: Eukaryota; Fungi; Ascomycota; Lipomycetes; Lipomycetales; Lipomycetaceae
Exons: 1
Coding region: 236-904 (222 amino acids)
Source: RefSeq, a predicted model, not a curated record
GAGUCCUCCUCGACUUCAUGUUGAUAAAUUUCCGCGGCUAUCUUUUUGCCGCUGAUAUCGCUGGAGGAGGAGGAGGAGGAGGAGGAGGAGUCCGAUGAGUCUGCGAGGAUGUUGUUGCUGGUGCUUUGGUAGAGAAGAGUCGCAGACUCGUCGGUCUUUUCAGAGUAAUUAUCGUCGCGCAUUGCAGCUUAGGUUGUGGAGUCGAUGUUGAUGUGGAGUUCUUAUCAGAAGCGUGAUGAAAUCGUACCAGAAACCACUGUUGAAGUCGACUGCACUACAAACCAAGAAUAUACACGACAGAAAGAGAAGGAGACAGACAAGAGGCAGUUUAAGAACCCCUUCGCAUUCCCGUGCAAACACACGCAGAGAGAGAGGAGACUACGCCAUGGCAGAGAGUCAUCGUGGUCAGGCCCUAAGUUGCUGUUCCUAUCCUGAUAUGGCGCAAUCUAGCGUCAUAUCGCAGCGCCUCACCACCACCAAUGUUUACUUCCUGCCUCUAUUUCUAAUGCAUAUCGAUAAGAUGUCGAGAAGGACCCUGAUCUAUAUUACUCCUCCCUCGUCAUCUUUUCGCGCUCAUCUUUUACGCGCAGAGAACACCGUGGUUCCCCCACCCAGCCAGCCUUUAUCAACACACGUACGCUUACUAACAACAGUCAAGACCUCCUCGAUAGCAGCCGCACCGGAAGUCCCGCGCUCGACCAUCGUCCACGACGCACGGAGACCAGAUGAAUUUGGAAUACAAGCCACCGAUUUCGUUAUUGACGAGGAUGUUGGCAUGUUAGUUAGCAACGAGAACAGUACUAAAUAUACACCGGAAUCUAUUUCUACUACAGGAAGUGUGCUUGUGCUGUUCGUCAUCUGCCGUCACACUACCAAGAAUAUUCGCAUGGGAGUAGAUAGUUAAGUAAAAAUCACUUUUAUUCACAAAACAAUGAUUUUGAACUAUCAGAAUGACACAUAUUUUACAAGUUUGCACCAUAGCAUAUAGCUAUGGCUCAACACAAAGCAUAAGAUAGACAAAAGAACAAAGAAAAAAACAAAGAAACAAAGAGAAA